Stylophora pistillata is the source of this 669-nucleotide messenger RNA. RefSeq names its product tyrosine-protein kinase receptor Tie-1. NCBI's taxonomy places the organism in Eukaryota, Metazoa, Cnidaria, Anthozoa, Scleractinia, Pocilloporidae. Gene Ontology annotation, biological process: multicellular organism development; protein phosphorylation; cell surface receptor protein tyrosine kinase signaling pathway. The record is from RefSeq and is a predicted model, not a curated record. Gene Ontology annotation, molecular function: ATP binding; protein binding; transmembrane receptor protein tyrosine kinase activity. Gene Ontology annotation, cellular component: signaling receptor complex; plasma membrane.
AUGAAGGCGAACUCCAUAGCUCCAUCUAGAAGUGGAUUCUUCCUUCACCGGAAUCACCAACUUACAAAGUCUGUGAUAUUUCCAACCGAAAUAACGAACCAAAGAACUGAGCCACCAAAGAUAAGUCUUUCAUCAGUGCAGGGAAGUUAUCGGGAAGGAGCCUUCGUUAACGUCAACUGCACAGCAUCCGGAAUUCCAGAACCAGCUGUUACGUGGAUCAGAGACGGAACAGUGAUAAGUUCAGGGAAGGGAGCGGCACUUUUGAAGUUCAACAGUCUUAAAAGAACAGAUGGUGGAUGGUAUUUAUGUGUAGCAAACAACACGGCUGACACCAUAACCAAUCACACUGUACUCCUGGUCUACUACCCUCCAAUUAUAGAAAAUGUGACCACUUCAUCCAGUAAGUCUAGUAUUGGUCAGACGGUGACUUUGAAGUGUCUUUCAGACGGUGUUCCCACACCAAUACUCACCUGGUACAAACCAAAUGGAAUGGAAAUUCGUAGAAUCAGAGCCAGAGAAAACAAAGCGCAAGUGACGCUCAGGGAAGAUCAAGAUUUUGGUGAUUACAAGUGCAUUGCUGCCAAUGGACUGAGUCCCUCUGACGACAGAAUAGUAAAAAUAACACAGAUAAAACAGUGGAUAGACGAAGUUUUUCUUUACUGUUUUUAG